Messenger RNA from Solea senegalensis (Senegalese sole), 1205 nucleotides. Its product is annotated as trace amine-associated receptor 13c-like. The record is from RefSeq and is a predicted model, not a curated record. Gene Ontology annotation, molecular function: trace-amine receptor activity. Gene Ontology annotation, cellular component: membrane. Lineage: Eukaryota; Metazoa; Chordata; Actinopteri; Pleuronectiformes; Soleidae. The transcript is spliced from 2 exons. Gene Ontology annotation, biological process: G protein-coupled receptor signaling pathway. The coding region runs from base 102 to 926 and encodes 274 amino acids.
CACUUUGACAACCCGAUGGUCCCAAUUCUGCUGUACUCCCUCAUGCUGCUCACCAUGGCGCUUAACCUGUUGGUCAUCAUCUCCAUCUCCCACUUCAAGUAAUGGAAUUACUCUGUUUGCAGCUCCACACUCCUACCAACCUCCUCAUCCUCUCCCUGGCUUUCUCAGAUUUCUUCGUGGGCAUCGUCGCAUGCUCUCACAUUCAAAUGUCAAACAACUGCUGGGUUUUCAGCGACAUCAUCUGCCUCCUGGACAGCUGGCUCAACCUCACCAUUACCUCUUGCUCCAUCGGCAACAUCGUGCUCAUAUCAGUCGACCGCUAUGUGGCCAUUUGUGACCCACUGCAUUACACAAACAAAAUCACAGUGAGGGGAGUGCAAAUCUGCACGUCGCUCUGCUGGCUCCUUUCUUUCCUCUACAACAGCUUGAUCAUGUGGGAUAACUUCAGUCUUCCAAACAGGUUCAUUCCCUGCAUUGGCAGCUGUGUCCUUUUCCUCAAUUCCAUCAUAGGAUUAAUUGACUUUGUUGUGUCCUUCUCUGGUCCUGUCACGGUCAUCAUAGUUCUGUACAUGAGAGUAUUUGUGGUGGCUGUGUCUCAUGCUCGUGCCAUGCGCUCCCACGUCAUGCAGCGACGCACGGAGAUGGUGCUCAUCAAGAAGUCGGAGCUGAAAGCAGCCAAGACUCUCGGUGUUGUUGUGGUCGUGUUUCUUUUGUGUCUGUUCCCGUCUUACGGCUUUAAUUUUUCACAGCAGGGUGGUGCGGCUAAUAUUUCAAAGGUGUCCUUCGAGAUCUGGCUGUUCUUUUUUAACUCUUGUGUGAACCCGCUGAUUUAUGCCUUUUACUACCCCUGGUUUAUGAAAUCUGUCAAGAUCAUCGUUACAUUUAAGGUCUUUAAGCCUGACUCGUGUGAGGCCAGAAUCUUAUAGAGAGACGACACCUUACGUAGGUUUGCACAGAUGUGAGGGCAUUUAAACUAACUACGUCUAUUAAUAUGAAUAUCGCUUAUAUCUCUGUCUUGUUAAGGAUAAUAAUAACAAUAUACGUUUUGUGUUUUUCUGUGUUUCUCCUUGUACGGCGUCCUUUUACACACAUGGAAUUAUACGUUGUUUCAAAGGAAAUGAAUAAACAUUUAUAUCUGCUCUUAGAAAAGUGUGUAAAGCAUUAUUUACAGUCCUGUUGAAUACCAGAUGAGCCGAAUAAAAUGU